AUGAAUAUACACAGAAGUCCAGUCAAGGUCGGGGGAUCACUCAGUGAUCUGUCCAGCUUACGGGACCGGGAUGCAGACAACCUCGUGACCCUCCGCAAGCGAAAACAACCCGAGAGUGACCUUGCCGAUACUCUCGCCGAUUUCCGAAAAGAACUAAUGAAAUCCUUCCAAGACUUCUUCGAAAUUCAAAAUAAAAGUUUAUCGUCAUUGUGUGAAGAUGUACGCCAGAUCAAACAAGAAAUGUCCGGGAUGAAAUUAUGCAACGAAAAAAUUUUGCAGGAGCAGAAUAAACUAAAGCAUGAGGUAUCCGAGAUCAAAACUGAUAACAACUUGACCAAAGAAAAAAUCGAAAAGCUGGAUCGUAAUCUAUCUCAGGCGCAGCUAACCAUUGCUCAACUUUCUUCUAAACUACGUGACAAUGACCAACAAGGACGCAGAAAUAACUUAGAAUUCACGGGGAUACCACAACAAAAGAGUGAAAACUUGUAUAAUAUCAUAAAAAACAUUGCCACUAAAGUUGGUUUUACCCUAAAUCCAUCGGAUAUAGAUUACAUUCACCGCGUCCGAAGAUUCAAACAAAUCACGCCGGGCAAGCCAAGCGUCGCCGCCGCCGCCGCCGCCGGAGACGACGGUGUACCCACUUCUACCGAUUCUACAAUGAUACCUAACAUCAUAGUCCGGUUUUGCCGGCGAAACAUUAAAAUGGAAUUUCUAUCAGCUGUUCGCGCUCGCCGGGGACUCACUACUGUUGAUGCCGGCUUAGAUGGACCCUCGAAACCCAUUUUUGUGAACGACCAUCUCGCUCCAUACUAUAAAAUGCUGUACAGUCGUACCAGAGCUCUGGCCAAGCAGAACGACUACAAAUACGUCUGGCUGAGGGACUGUCAGAUUAACGUUCGAAAGAAUGAUACGUCGAGACCAAUUGUUAUUUUAUCUGAAAAUGAUUUAGAUAAAAUAUGA
Molecule: messenger RNA, 960 nt
Organism: Plutella xylostella (diamondback moth)
Lineage: Eukaryota; Metazoa; Arthropoda; Insecta; Lepidoptera; Plutellidae
Source: RefSeq, a predicted model, not a curated record